Molecule: messenger RNA, 1675 nt
Organism: Strongylocentrotus purpuratus (purple sea urchin)
Lineage: Eukaryota; Metazoa; Echinodermata; Echinoidea; Camarodonta; Strongylocentrotidae
Product: CCR4-NOT transcription complex subunit 7
Exons: 7
Coding region: 241-1095 (284 amino acids)
Cellular component (GO): CCR4-NOT core complex; CCR4-NOT complex; P-body
Molecular function (GO): poly(A)-specific ribonuclease activity; nucleic acid binding
Source: RefSeq, a predicted model, not a curated record
GGUUGAAAUUUUUUUAAAAGCGCGCCAGCUACGUUGAAACGUAAGCGAAUUAAGAGAAUCUGAGUAAAGUAAAGAGCUAGAGACCGGUCUUGCUGUGGAAAAGGAAUAAGGGAGGAACUAUAUCUUCAUUGGUGAAAGCAGAGAGAAGACAAUGCUAUAACCUCAAGACAGAAGGAUAGAGAAAGAACCAGAGAGUAUUGAAGAGCAUAUUCAGAAGACCAGUCCUACAGUACAAGCACCAUGCCAACUCAAACCAAUGAACCUCAUAUUGUGGAUGUCUGGAACACGAAUUUGGAAGAUGUAUUCAGAAAGAUUCGCGUCAUCGUACAGAAAUACAAAUAUGUGGCCAUGGAUACAGAGUUUCCUGGAGUGGUUGCCAGGCCCCUGGGGGAGUUCCGUACCAACUCAGAGUACCAAUACCAGUUACAUCGCUGUAACGUAGACUUACUCAAGAUCAUCCAGCUUGGUAUCACCUUCUGUGAUGAUCAGGGUAACUUUCCAAAGAGUGGCUCAACUUUCCAGUUCAACUUCAGGUUUAAUCUCAGUGAAGACAUGUAUGCUAAAGAUUCGAUAGAGCUUCUCUCUGGAUCAGGGAUUCAGUUCAAGAAACAUGAAGAUGAAGGUAUUGAGGUGGAUCACUUUGCAGAGCUUCUGAUGACGUCAGGGGUUGUGCUCAAUGACAGUGUCAAGUGGGUCACCUUCCACAGUAGUUACGACUUUGCCUACCUGAUCAAGCUGAUGACAGCGACCAAUCUGCCCUCUGAGGAAUCUGAGUUCUUUGAGCUUCUUAGGAUCUUCUUUCCACGUAUCUAUGAUGUUAAAUACCUGAUGAAGAGCUGUAAAGACCUCAAGGGUGGUCUUCAAGAAGUAGCUGAUAUUCUGCAGAUCCAGAGGAUAGGACCUCAACAUCAAGCCGGAAGUGAUAGCCUCCUCACAGUACAAACAUUCCUUAAAAUGAGAGAGUGCUAUUUUGAAGACAACAUUGAUGAUGACAAGUACUGUGGUCACCUGUAUGGUCUCGGAUCGGCUUACAUGCAGAAUGGUUCAGCAUAUACAGAAGAGAACAACGCAGCUCCUGCUACUACAGCAACGUAACCCUAGCCCCAAACACUCCUCCUCCUCCUCCUCCUCCUAAUCCAACAUGACCUUUGACCUUUUAACCAGGGUGCUUCAUUGUUUCUUCCAACGUCUGAGCAACCUUUGUUUUCCAAACCAAUAGUUUCAUUGAAAUAUGAAGCUAAGGACACGGUUAUAUUGUAAGGACAAUAAUUUAGUGUUAAAGACUUGGAAAGAUUUGUAUGAUGAGCUACAGGUUGGUGUUAUUCAGCAUCCAGGUCGAUCUCCCUCUCACAUUAUCAUGACCUUUGACCCUUCAACAUAUGUUUGAAUGUACAAUGCUCAGUGCUAAUGGAGCUGAAAACAUGGGUAUUUUGUUUAUCAACAAAUGAAGAAAAUGUUUACCUAUGCUAUAAUCACUUUGUCUUUAAUCAAGCAUUACAGGUUACAGAGAACACACAAAAUUUGACAGGAAAAAAUGUCUGGCACUGUUAAUUAUUACCGUAAUCUAAUUUCUUUUUGAUAUUCCAUGACAGGCAUUAGUUCUUACAGUAUCACUGAUAGUAAAUGAUAAAUAUAUGCAAUAAAGUUCCUUGCCUCCUUUAGUGUUGCACUUUAA